Messenger RNA from Dissoconium aciculare CBS 342.82, 597 nucleotides. RefSeq lists its product as uncharacterized. Lineage: Eukaryota; Fungi; Ascomycota; Dothideomycetes; Mycosphaerellales; Dissoconiaceae. The transcript has a single exon. Bases 1 to 597 code for a protein of 198 amino acids. The record is from RefSeq and is a predicted model, not a curated record.
AUGCAUCGGUCUGAUGAGCGCACAGCGAAGACCUCGCCCCGUGCGAAGGCGUCCGAGCACUUCUCGGCUUUCCAAUCGUUCUGCCCACCAAAACCGCAGCCUCCUGCAACGUGGCUUCGACCUGAUGAAGCCAAGUCCCUGUACAAAACCUACACCGAGAAAUGGGCAGCACUUGGUCCGACUGAUCCCAACGUGCCGUUUCCAGGUCGAGGUCUGAAUGCACGGUCUCUGUCUAAGCGAGACAGCCUAUACGCCCCGAACAUUUCUGCCGCAGUCUCUACGUGGUCCGAGGAGAACGUCCUCCAGGCCAACGUGCAAGCAUUCUUCCUGGGCGCCGUCGGCUUGUCACCAGUGUACUCGGAGACUUCCCCCUCUCGCAAGCUGACGACGUCGUUUGACAAGGCCAAGGCUAGCGAUCAGCAGAUCCGCGAAUUGAUUGACGUUUUGAAAAAGGAAAAGGUUCGUUGGCACUCGGAUCGUCUUGGUCGUCGUAACGGUGGCUCGACGGACGGUCCCAACACGGCCUUGCAGAAGGAUGAGCGGGCGCGGGCCGUGUUUCAUGCGGUCUGUGAAUUGAUGGAGGUGGCACAAGCUUGA